Messenger RNA from Daphnia pulex (common water flea), 10496 nucleotides. It is a transcript of the gene nej, whose product is annotated as CREB-binding protein-like. The coding region runs from base 651 to 8927 and encodes 2758 amino acids. Gene Ontology annotation, cellular component: histone acetyltransferase complex; transcription regulator complex. Gene Ontology annotation, molecular function: protein binding; chromatin DNA binding; transcription coactivator activity. NCBI's taxonomy places the organism in Eukaryota, Metazoa, Arthropoda, Branchiopoda, Diplostraca, Daphniidae. The transcript is spliced from 8 exons. Gene Ontology annotation, biological process: positive regulation of transcription by RNA polymerase II. The record is from RefSeq and is a predicted model, not a curated record.
GACUUUGGCCACCAGAGUUGGACCCUUAGAUCCAAGCUAAGAAAUCAACAGCAGCCAUUUUGUUCGAGUCCCUGAAGAAGAAUGUAGAAAAUCUAGUGGCAGGAGAAGAAAAAGUAAAUCGUGAACGGAAAAUUUUCGUCAUCGUUCACCUCGUGAUGCUAGGUAGUGCCGCUGAUUGUUAACGGAUUGUUAUAUUGUCGAAAAAAAAGUUUACAUAAAAAUUGAAAAUUUGGCGGCGACCCCUACUGUGGAGAUCCUCGGACGACUACAGUGGGACGGGGUUGUUCUUUUUUUUUUUGAAGUGAAAGCCGUUGCCGUGAAGGAAGGCUUGAAUUCUGCACGGUCGACGGAAGAAGCUAAAGUUCCUCUCUGGAAGGCUCCGUUUUACCGCCCUCAAAGUGAUUCACCAACAUUUAUUAAUACAGUGGCCGGCGCGUUGGACGCUUUAAUUGAUUGAAGAAAGGAAAAUUUCGGAAGAAAGCAUCUUACCUGUCUUGUCUUUCUCCCAUCCAUACAUCCUCAAUGGCUGUGGAGAAGAGUGCUCUAUGACCUCUCUUUACUUGUCCAAGUGUCAUGUGCUGCUGGUGGGGAAGAUUGUGCGAUGAGUCUUUUUUAGCAGAAGAGGUGCUUGGUUUAACCUAAAGAAAGUCAUGGCUGAACACCUUAUUGAAGGGCCGCCUAACAAGCGGCCCAAACUGAAUGAUGCUAUUGGCAACUGCUCUACUGAUUCAUCAGAUAUGAUUGGGAAUCCACUAUUUGAUCUUGAAAGCAAUCUGCCUGAUGAGCUUUUCAACACAUCAGGAGGGGGCUGGAGUAAUGCUACUGCUAAUGUGAGCCAGCCGACUGCCCAGCCACAGCAGCAGCAACAGCAGCCUCCACAACAACAACAGUGUGUUCAGAGGCCCCAGUCUAUGGGCCCUAACAAUCCUGGAAUGGGAAUGUCGAUGGGCUUAGGACCUGGUUCUCAGCAGCAACAAAAUGGAUCAAUGGAUGCUCAACAUCAUCACCAGCUUCCUCAUAUGGGAAUGCAAAACAAAGCUUCGCUGAACAAUAUGAGUGGUGGUGCGAUAAGUGGCAGUGCAAUUGGGCAAAACAACAUGAACAUGGCUAAUAGUAGUUUAAAUAAAGGCCCUCUGAAUAGUAAGUUGAACUCACCGCCUGGCAGUGCCCCAAUGCCCAUGAUGAAUUCUAUGGGAAAUGGCCCACAAAUGAUGCAGUCGUUGCAGCAGCAACAACAGCAGCAGCAACAAUCAAUGAAUAACAUGUUGAAUCCAACUGGAAUGGGUGGUGUGAACGUGUCGAUGAAGACACCCGGGUCCAUGAUGAAUGCCGGCCAAAUGAGCCAGGGUUUACACAACGGCCCACAAUCCAUGAUGGGCAGUGCUAGGCCUGUUGGAGGCCUUCCUAACAAUAUGAUGCCGCAACAGCAACAACAACAACAAACGCCAUUAAGAGGGCAGCUUAUACAAGGGAUGAAUCCUCAAGGACCUCGCUUGCAGGGACCGGGAAUUGGUGGAAUGGGAGGCAUGGGCCCAAAUGCCGGGCCCGGCUCGAAUGUGAUGACCAAUUCCAAUCAAUAUGGCUUUGCUAAUUCGAACAUGCCAAAUGCUAUGAUGGCAGCCCAACAGCAAAGACCUAUCGGUACAGCUAAUGGUGGUAUUCCUCCAAUGCAAAAUGCCAUGCAGCAGCAGCAACAACAACAGCAGCAGCAACAACAACAACCGAGGUUUAAUAGCGAGCAAAAUAUGAAUCCCAACAUGUCAGCACGACCAGUUAUGAUGCCUGGUGGAGCAGCGGCGAUGGUUUCAGCGCCGAUGGUAUCAUCAGCGUCAUCCACUGUCACUCAGACUCCUAUGGUUUCUGCCCAACAACAGCAUCCUCAACAACAACAGCAGCAGCAAUACACACCAGUGGCCGCUAAUGCUCCUCAAGUGGCAGCGCCAAGCCCAGCUGUUACUCCUGUCGUGCCAGUCGCCGCAGGAUCGGCCGGUGGUGCAGGAGCAGCUAAUGCGGCAGCAACUGCCGAUCCCGAGAAAAGGAAACUGAUCCAGCAGCAACUUGUACUCCUUCUUCACGCUCACAAGUGCCAGCGAAGAGAGAACCAGGCCAACGGAGAGUGCACCCUUCCACACUGCCGGACAAUGAAAAAUGUUUUGAACCACAUGACGACAUGCCAGGCGGGAAAAUCAUGCCAAGUACCUCACUGCUCCUCUUCGCGGCAGAUAAUUUCUCAUUGGAAAAACUGUAAUCGUUCCGACUGCCCCGUCUGCCUGCCUCUCAAACAGGCAGAUCGGAAUAAAGCUCCUCAUAAUGCUUCUCAACCGAGUCCUGCCGGUUUCGAUGUCGGUCUUGGUUCCAACUCGAUUGGCGCAUCGUCUGCGGCACCCGGUCAAGGUAUCCUACCAACAUUGAAUCAAGGCGGUGCUGUCGGAGGAGUUCAGGCUCCUCCUAACGCUGUAGGUGGGAUGCCGAGGCCUUUACUACCACCCCAACAACAGCAGCAAAAUUCAAUGGUUCCAAUGAACAAUGCCCAGUUAGCAGGAAAUAACCCUCCGUCAGCCGUCGCCGCAGCUGGGCAACCUGUUCCUCCUGGUGCCAUGAAUCGUGGCCCUCCUCAUAACGCGGCGCUGCAAUCUCAGCAGCAAACCGCUGGUUCCACCACGGCAAGGAAUAUUAGGGGUUCCAUCUCAGACAACGCAUCCAACAUUGAGCACAUUAUGAGCCCGGUAAAUUCAACAACUCCCUUGCCUGGUGGACUGCAGCCAAGUCAGGUCACAGCCGAUCCUGUUCAAGGGUCUAAAGAGUGGCAUCAGUCGGUGUCACCCGAUCUGCGUAAUCACUUGGUUCAGAAACUCGUUCUGGCCAUCUUUCCAACUCCCGAUCCACAGGCAAUGUUGGAUAAACGGAUGCACAACUUGGUGGCCUAUGCUCGGAAAGUCGAAAGUGACAUGUACAAGAUGGCUGAUUCCCGCUCCGAGUAUUAUCACCUUUUGGCUGAGAAGAUUUACAAGAUUCAAAAGGAGCUGGACGAGAAGCGUCAAAAGCGCAAGGAGCAACAACAAGCUCAGCAAACGCCUACUUCUACGCCGACGACGCCGCUGCAACAGCAGCCUCCUUCCGCGCUCUCCCAUCUUCAAUCUGGCCAACAAGUACCUCCGCAACAGCAGCAACAACAACAGCAACAACAACAACCUGUACCACCAAGCAAUAACGCAGGUUUGAGGCCUAAUAUGCCAGGGAUUGGGGAAUCUGGGCAGGGGGCACGAGGAAUCGCACCUACGAGCGGAAUGAUGAUGCGCAACCCAACUCCCAUACCACCCAGUCCAGUGGGAAUGAGUCAAGUGCCCAAUCAACUCGCUCAGCAGCAACAGCAGCAACAGAGAAUGUCUAUGCAGCAAAUAAGACCGGAUCAUGGUAACAUUGGGCCACCCAAUCAAACUGUUCCUCUUCCUGGAUUGUCGCCUUACGGUAGUAUGGGCACUCCUAUGAGCGCUAGUUCGCCCUUUCCCAGUGCCAAUAUGAACCAAAACGCGUCUCAGCAACAACAGAUGCGUAACCGAAUGCCUGCUCCUCCAUACUCAGUGUCUCAACAGCAGCAGCAGCAGCCACAGCAGCGACAACAACCUAAUCAUCCAAUGAUGAUGCAACAGCAGCAGCAGCAGCAGCAACAACAACAACAACAGCAGCAGCAGCAGCAACAGCAUCAGCAACAACAGCAAUCAGUCCAGUCUUCCGACCAACAGCAGCAUAUGAACGAGCGGAUGACUCCGAACGGGAUGCCUUCAGCGAAUAUGCAGCAAGGGAUGAACAUGCCCAUGCCCAACACCCCGUGCGGAAGCUUUGCUGAUACACCCAGCACGAUGCCAAUGUCGGACUCUACUCCUUUACACGCUGGUGGUAGCAUGAGUGACGCCAGUUGCGGUACGGGCGGCGGAGGCAGCGGUAUGAAGACCGAGGUGAAACACGAAACGCCCUCUGGAGGGUACUUCAGUGUGAAAAAGGAGGAGACGGAUCCACAGCAAAUGUUGCAACAGGACGGCGAUGCCUUUGACGGUCGGGACUCGGGAAUGAUGGAGGUUAAAACGGAGCCUAUCGAUGUUCCAGCCAGCGUUUCCAGUAGUAUGGAAGGAACAGAAGAUAUCAAAGAGGAGGAAAAACCAGAAAUGAAGACGGAACCUAUGGAUGAUGGGCAUUUUAACAACGACAGCUCCUCGUCGAGCCACCUACAACCUCGUCUCACUGGCGUCAAAGAAGAAAAAGAGGAGCCAUCGACACCUCUUUCAGCGGCCAGCAAUACGAACGAUACCAGCAGUUCAGAUGUGAAACCAAGUGGAGGUUUUGGCGGCGGCAAUUCCGAUUCUUCUGUGACGACGCCGGGCCCUUCCGCUAGCGCCAGCUCUAACACAAAACCAACAACUGCCAUACCUCCGUUGAUCCGCCCGAAGAAGGAAGGCAAAAUCGUCUUCUCACCCGACGAGCUUCGUCAGGCAUUAAUGCCAACUUUAGAGAAGUUGUACCGUCAAGACCCCGAUUCCAUCCCAUUCCGCGAUCCGGUCGAUCCGCACAAACUUGGCAUUCCCGAUUACUUUGACAUAAUCAAGAAACCGAUGGAUUUAGCCACCAUUCGGCGGAAGAUCGACAAUGGUCAAUACAAGGAUCCGUGGGAGUAUGUCGACGAUGUUUGGCUCAUGUUUGACAAUGCUUGGCUUUACAACCGCAAGACGUCGCGAGUCUAUCGAUGCUGUACCAAGCUUUCUGAAGUAUUUGAGCAAGAAAUCGAUCCAGUCAUGCAAUCUUUAGGCUACUGUUGCGGCCGAAAGUACACAUUCAAUCCGCAGGUGCUUUGCUGUUACGGCAAGCAGCUGUGCUCCAUCCCGCGUGAUGCCAAAUAUUUUAGUUACCAUCGCUACACUUACUGCCUCAAAUGCUUCAAUGACAUUCCCGGAGACACGGUCUCUCUUGGCGACGAUCCUACUCAGCCACCGACGGUUAUUCGAAAAGAGCAGUUCACCGAGUUGAAGAACGACGCGCUAGAUCUGGAGCCGUUCGUCGAUUGCGGCGAGUGCGGAAGAAAAUUGCAUCAGAUAUGCGUCCUUCACAUGGACUGCAUCUGGCCGCAAGGUUUCACCUGCGACAACUGUCUCAAAGGACGCGGUGAUAAGCGUAAAGAGAACAAGUACGGUGCCAAACGGUUGCCAACCACCAAAUUAUCAACGUUCAUCGAGAAUCGAGUCAACAACUUUUUGAAGAAGAAGGAGGCGGGAGCAGGUGAAGUGUCGAUUCGAGUCGUCGCUUCGGCUGACAAGAUCACCGAAGUCAAGCCGGGAAUGAAGAGUAGAUUCGUCGACAACGGAGAAAUGUGCGAGACAUUCCCAUACAGGGCAAAGGCUUUGUUCGCCUUCGAGGAAAUUGAUGGAACCGACGUCUGCUUUUUCGGUAUGCAUGUACAAGAGUACGGAUCGGACAGUCCUAGUCCAAACACGCGACGCGUCUAUCUGGCCUACCUCGAUUCGGUCCAUUUCUUCAGGCCGAAACAAUUCCGUACUGCCGUCUAUCACGAGAUUCUUCUCGGUUACCUGGACUACGUCAAACAGUUAGGCUAUUGUAUGGCGCACAUCUGGGCCUGUCCACCGUCAGAGGGCGACGACUACAUCUUCCACUGCCACCCGCCCGAUCAGCGCAUUCCUAAGCCGAAACGGCUACAGGACUGGUACAAGAAGAUGCUUGAUCGCGGCAUCAUUGAGCGAAUCGUUCUCGAUUACAAAGACAUCCUCAAGCAAGCUAUGGAGGAUAAUUUAAAAUCUGCGGCCGAACUCCCUUAUUUCGAAGGUGACUUUUGGCCCAAUGUUUUGGAGGAGAGCAUUCGCGAAAUGGAUCAAGAGGAAGAAGAGAAGAGACGUCAAGCGGAAGCGUUGGAGGCCGCUGCGGCUGCCGUCAGCACAGACGAGACGGAAGCAGGACCGGAUGGUAAAAAGAAAGGCCAGAAGAAAGCGAAGAAAUCCAACAAGGCCAAGGCAAACAACCGGAAAAACAACAAAAAAUCCAACGCCCCACAGACGGGCAAUGACCUCUCGACCAAAAUCUUCACUACUAUGGAGAAGCACAAAGAGGUGUUUUUCGUGAUCCGGUUGCAUUCGGUGCAAGCGGCUGCUUCAUUAGGACCAGUCGUAGAUCCUGAUCCACUCAUCCAGUGUGAUUUGAUGGACGGCCGUGAUGCCUUCCUCACUCUAGCCCGUGACAAGCACUACGAAUUUUCUUCCCUUCGUCGCUGUAAAUAUUCAUCCAUGGCCAUGUUGUACGAUCUGCACAACCAAGGAACGGACCGCUUUGUCUACACUUGCAACAAUUGCAAGUCCCAAGUCGAAACGCGAUUCCACUGCACUGUCUGCGACGAUUUCGACUUGUGCGUUCCUUGCUACGAGAAAGAUGGGCAUCAUCACAAAAUGGAGAAAUUGGGAUUCGAUCUGGACGAUGGUUCGUCUCCUUCCGAUUCCAAACAGGCCAACCCACAGGAAGCUCGGAAGUUGUCCAUCCAACGUUGUAUCCAGUCGCUUGUUCACGCCUGCCAAUGUCGCGACGCCAACUGCCGCUUGCCGUCUUGUCAGAAGAUGAAGCGCGUUGUCACGCACACGCGUUCUUGCAAACGCAAGACCAAUGGCGGCUGCCCAAUUUGCAAACAACUGAUCGCCCUGUGUUGCUACCAUGCCAAACACUGUACCGAGACGAAAUGCAUGGUGCCGUUCUGUCUCAACAUCCGGCAAAAGUUGCGACAACAGCAACUACAGCAGAGGCUUCAACAUGCUCAUUUUCUCAAGAGAAGGAUGGCAGCUGUUUCGUCUAUGAGUAUUCGAUCGGCAUGCGGGACAGGGCCGAGUACGCCCGGACCGAUGGGUUCGGGUAUGGGCCCCUCGUCUCCAUUAGAGAGCCCCGGAGCUGGAGAUAUGAUGGGCAUCGGUGGCCAUUCUCAUCACAAUCAACCAGGAGCCGGCAUGAAACCAGCCACGCAGACACCACCCGCCAAUGUUCUCCAGGUUGUGAAGCAGGUCCAAGAAGAGGCAGCCAGUCAAGUGCCUCAACAAGGAGGAUUCGGUAAAGGUGGCAUGGGAAUGAUGAACUCUAUUGGGGGUAUCCGACCUCAACAUCCGCAACAACAGCAAUCGGUCGGUGGUAUGGGCGCCGUGAAUCCAGCGAUGGUGAUGCCUCCUCCUCAGAUGAUGCAGCACCCUCGUCCAAUGAACAUGCAGCCUGUUGGUAUGCCGGGCAAUAUGGUCGGCACCGGUAUGCAAGUCAAUCAAGUCGCUGGAGGUGUACCCUCUGGACCAAACCCAAUGGGUGGCAUGGGAGGUGGCGGCAUGCCCAUCAACAAUAUGCAAGGGAAUCGCAUGGGCAUGGGUGGCGACCAACAAUGGGGAGGACCUCGGUUUGUCAAUCCUGCUCAAGGAGGUGCAGGGCCCAAUCAAGUUAUGGGUCAGCAACAGCAGCAACAACAGAUGCGGCCCAUGGCUCCCAAUAACAUGAUGGCAGCUCAGCAACAGCAACAAGGCCAAGCAUCACCUGCUAUGGCUAUGGGCAAUGCGCAAGGAGCCAUGAUGGGUCCUGGAAGUGGAGUUCCUGGUGUCGGACCUAAUGUUGCGCAACAGCAACAACAGGUCAAUUCCGUUCAACAACAACCCCAGGCGCAGAUACAGCCAGGAACUUUGGCGCAGAUACCUGUGAGUGCGGGUGGAAUUGCUGGUCCAGGAGGAGCCCAGCGCCCUCUGCCACAAGCCCUCCACCAACUCUUGCAGACGCUCAAGUCACCAAGCACACCUCAACAGCAACAGCAAGUAGUGCAGAUUCUACGUAGCAAUCCCCAGCUGAUGGCAGCCUUCAUCAAGCAACGCUCUGUUCUCCAACAACAGCAGCAGCAAAAUCAAAACCAGCAACCACAGCAGGGUCAACAAGUCCCUAACCAACAGAGCCAACAAGGUCCGAUGGCCAACACCAUACAAGCCAUGCAAGCCCAACCAGGAAUGCAAGCAGCCAUGCAGAAUAUUCAGCAGCAGCAACAACAACAGCAGCAACAACAACAACAGCAGCAAAAUCAACCCCAACAACAAAACAUGCAACAAGGAACUGGUCCGCCUGGUAUGAUGGGCAAUGUUGGUAUGAAUGCAGGUCCACCGAAUCAACAACAAACGGUUCAGCAGCAACAGCAGCAGCAAUGGUUGAGACAACAACAGCACCAACAACAAAUGAUGGCAAUGCAGAGGCAACAGCAGCAACAGCAGCAGCACCAACAACAGCAGCAACAGGGCUUCCAACAACCACCUCCAGUGCAGCAUUUUGGGCCAAGAGCAAGGCAGCCUUUACCGAGUAUGGGUGGCUUUCCUCAGCAGCAACAGCAACAGCAGCACGGCUUUGGAGGCAACGGAGAUGGCAACCAGUUCAUGAGUCCCAACAACCAGGGUCAAUUUGGCGGGCAACAGCAGCCAACGAUGCAACAACUUUUGCAGCAGCAGCAGCAGAUGAAAAACACGCCUCCUCCGACCAUGUCGCCUUCGCCGCAGCAACAAGGCGGCAUGAUGGUACCUCCUAACGUUUCUCCCCAACAACAGUUGAUGCAUACCGUCCGAUCACCGCCUCCGUCGUCUUUACCACAGACGGUUCGCUCCCCGCAGCCCAAUCCUUCGCCCCGGCUCGGUCCUUCGCCUUCUCCGCGCCAGCCAGCUCCUUCGCCUCGGAUGGCCACGCAGUCCCCUCAUCACUCGAUGGUAGCCGCAGUGGCAGCGCAGCAACAACAGCAGCAACACCAACAGCUUGGAGGAGGCCACGACCCGUCCGACGCCCUCAUGCAGUCACAGAUGAUGAGCAACGUUCAGGAUCAACAGCAGCAGCAGCUGGAAACGCCGCAGGAUCAGCUUUCCAAGUUUGUCGAGGGACUUUGAUCGUUGGACUUGAUCAUGGCCCAUCAUACAGCAUUAGGAUCCGGAGAAGAGCUUUUUCCAAAAGCUUGGGUAUUCAGUAUUAGGAGCUUCCUCUUGUUUUGUUUUGAGUUCUUCUCCGUUUGUUAUACAUUCUUAAGUGACCUUGACUGCGAGCCAAGCAAUAGCAAGUUAGUUGGCAGAAUCUUUUGGAAGGCGUUCAUCCCGACCCCGCCGCUUCUGUCCUAACCACACUACCAAAACUUCUCCUUUCUCUCAAAUGGCGAAAAAAGAAAGUGGACAAAUUCCCAUCACACAUGCAUGUAAAAUCUUUACGGGGCACACACAAGCGGCAAAGAGGUGUUUUUCUGUGGAUCACGAACGACAUUUUUUUUUCAGGAUCUCAAAUCAGUCUAGAAAGUAGACUCCACAACGACGAGUUAUGGAGAGCAUCAAAGAUUGGAUGUGUUUUUUGACCUUAUAAAGAUAUACAUAUGGUGAAAGCGUCUAGGAGGCAACGACUGGCGAUAAACAAAACCACCGUUCUUCGAAUUUGAGGAAAUAAAAACUUGGGAGGUUUUGAAAUAAAAAAAAUUAAAAUGCUCAAUCCUACGAUUUCCUCCCCUCCCUUAUAUCUUUUUCUCUCUUCGCAGUGCGAUUGACGAUUGGAUUUCAUUUCUUUAUUUUGAGCCCCAAUAUGCGAAUCCUGUAAAUAAAUGUAACAAGGAAAACAUACCCAAAUAGGUGGACACCACCGUUCCUAAACGUCCGUCUCCUCACUUCAACCUACCCAACUCUUAUGAUUAUUGUGUUUCUUUUUUUUUUUUUUGAAUUUUUUGCCACAAUCAAACCGUCAACAGUUCUUUUUUGUGUGUGCGUGAAUGCGUGUCAUUGAAAGGAAAAAAACCUCUAUUCUCGCCCUGAUCUUCCUUCAUAUUUUCCUCAUUUACCUUGUUUGAACACUGAAAAUUUUUUAAAAAGUAAAAAUUAUCUUAUAAGAAAAAUUCUGCUAGAAUCGACUUUGUAUGUGUGAGUGAGUGUGAGUGUUCGUCUAUGGCAACUUGUGGCACAGCGCAUCGUGUCUUCGUAAGUGUGCGUCUGUAUUAUCAAGUCAGUUGGAUGACAUUAGUGUAAUUUGUACAGGUGAAAACAACAAAAAAAAAACAAAUUCUCAGUGCUAUUAUUCUAUUUUGUAUCGAGAUGACGCGUUGGACUCGGUCUCCCAAAUUGGGCGUCAUUAAAUUCUGAAAAAAAAGCGAUGUCAUCUUUAUAAUGUUUUCUCGAGCGAAACUGAACUUUUCCCGUAUUUCCUUCUGCUCCAACUCCACCACCACUCCUCCACAACAAAAAAAAGCAGCUGAGAGCAUUGCUUUUUUGUAUAAUGAUAAAAGGGAACAACUUUUUUGUGCUUGUCGAUUAAUUAUUAUUUUUCAUUUUCGUGUGUGGUCGGUCUUUUUUUUCAAUCUUUUUUCUUGUGCGUGUUAUACGUGACUGUUGUGGACAAGAUAAUGUGUACAGGAUAAUUUGCAGUUCAUUUGUAAAUAUUACUUGUUACUCUUUUGAUUACAAACCGUCUGAUCAUUCUUAAAAUAA